UACGUUCAAAAAUCAACCUGCCUGAGAUGGCAGCAAAAGCAUUACUUGAUUUGGAUUCAGAGAACCCUGGGAGAUGUAUUCUUUUGUCCAACAAGAGGGGCGAGAAAAAUUUCUGGCCACACAACUAUAGAUAUUAAAAACAAGGUCUGGUCUGUACAUUUGUGGCUGGCAAUAGAUCACACCCACAAACACAUCUGAUUUAUUCAGAGUAGGAAAGAGUAACGGACAGGAUUCACCAGGAAGGGUAUACCCCAGAUAUAAACCUUGGAUUGCAUGAUGUUGAGGAAGAGACAAGGAAAAAAUGUUGUAUGUGCACAGUAAGAAGUUGGUCAUUGUCUCAGGGCCUGAAAGUGUGAUUAGAAUCAGGAAAAAUCAAAGAAUUUGUGCAGAAAUUGUAGUGAGAAAUGCACGUAGAUUCCACUAUUUAAAGGAUAAAGCGUGCUCUUGCGGAGAUUAUUCGUGAAAGGUUUCCUUUGACCAAUGGAUCAUCAAAUAUGGACAAAUUGUGAACCAAGAAUGGAUGGUCUUUUAGAUGAGCACGAGUUUUAAGUUGAUAGUACUUUCUUGUACAAGUUAUAUUCGCUUUUUGAACGUUAGCUGGUUGGUAUUUCUCCAUGACUAGAUGUUGAAGAUUGUGAUGCGCAGAUACUACAUUUCGUCUCAUCAAAAUCUGGUCCAUGUGGGCCCAAUUCAAAGUAAUUUGGCAUCCAAAACGAUGGAAAGUUGGGAUCUGAGUGUAGGCCCACUGGAUACUGUCACAAUUUGAAAGGUUUCAUCUGGUAAAUGGUGUAUUAUACUGGAGAAUUCACAUUUGGGCUGAUUGGUUCCUUAGCCGCGUCAAUUUCUAUAUUUAUAACGAAAUUUGAGGGUGGGUAAUCAGAAUCCAUAUCAAGCUGAGAAUCCAUGGAUUCAAAGUCUUUGGAUCUCAAAGUCAUGUAUUGCAAAGAUCUGAAAGCAUUCAAUUUCUUCCAGAAACUCCUGGUGUACGUUCUUGUUUCGCUUGAGAGCGAUGAUCCUGACAAGAAAUUAAAGCAGAACCAGCAACAAAGGACGCCAACAGAUGCAGAAGGAGAUGGGAAUCCUGAGUGGAAUCACGAGAUGCAUUUUGAUCUGAGUGAGGUUUCUGUUGUGGAUUGUGAGCAUCUCUUUAUUCAUUUUGAUCUAUACCAUGAAGGGCUUUAUUUUGGAGACAAAACUAUUGGGGAAGUUCGUGUGCCCUUGAAGGAUUUGAUCGAAGAGAGUCGUGGAAUCGUCAGGUUUGUGAAUUAUCAGGUCCGUACUCCAGAUGGGAAGCCCAAUGGAUUACUGAAUUUCUCCUAUACGGUACAUGCCAAGGCUGAGGAUAUGGGGAUUCAUUUCCUCACGAGUGAGAUCAGUGGUUACUCGGCAGUGGUUCAUCAUCGUCAUCAUCAUCAUCAGUCCCCUGAGAUUCAAUACCCCACAUCAGAAGUUGAGAGCUCAUCUCCUGGAAUUCACUAUCCAUCUCUAGAAUUGGAAGAUAGCCCCCUAGAAACUUACCUUGCUGCUCACAUCUAUCCAUCUCAUGGAACCCAGUAUUCCUCUCAUUAUACCCCUGCUCCUCAUGCCUAUUACCCAUCAUCAAUGCUGCCGCCACCUCCACCGCCGCCACCACCUCCACUGCUGUGCCAACCAGCACCACCACAUCCAAAUCCACAUGGGGCAUGUUACCACCCUCCUUAUCCUCCAGGGUUCCGCCCUUGGGAGCCCAAUGGGGUUUAUGACCAUAGUGUGCACAGUAACUGCAGAUCAACAGGCAGACAAAGACCACAAUUUUGGCAAUGGUGAACCGUGGAGAAAUGACUUGGCAGCUUAUUGGAAUGGAAGGUGAGGACCUCUAGGGCAAAAUCAUGUGUAUUGUUUAAGAUUUGAAUGAUGGUUAUGAUGUUGCUAUACCUAUAUCUGAAACAUAAUUUGUCAUUUAUUUGGCUUUUUAUCCAUCACUUUGUACCAAA
Hevea brasiliensis (rubber tree) is the source of this 1973-nucleotide messenger RNA. RefSeq names its product protein SRC2 homolog. Lineage: Eukaryota; Viridiplantae; Streptophyta; Magnoliopsida; Malpighiales; Euphorbiaceae. Gene Ontology annotation, biological process: defense response. The transcript has a single exon. The coding region runs from base 904 to 1806 and encodes 300 amino acids. The record is from RefSeq and is a predicted model, not a curated record.